This is a messenger RNA of Chaetomium globosum CBS 148.51, 1113 nucleotides long. RefSeq lists its product as uncharacterized. Gene Ontology annotation, cellular component: nuclear envelope. The transcript has 3 exons. NCBI's taxonomy places the organism in Eukaryota, Fungi, Ascomycota, Sordariomycetes, Sordariales, Chaetomiaceae. The coding region runs from base 1 to 1113 and encodes 370 amino acids. Gene Ontology annotation, biological process: CDP-choline pathway. Gene Ontology annotation, molecular function: phosphatidylcholine binding; choline-phosphate cytidylyltransferase activity. The record is from RefSeq and is a predicted model, not a curated record.
AUGUCGUCCUCAAAUUCGGCGGCCCAGGGCGCUGGGAAACGCAAGCGCAACAACACGUCCGCCACUCUCGACAUGGACCAGAACCAGACAAUCCAGAACGAGUCCCGAGACGCCUCGGGCGAGGAGGGCGACACCACCGCCCCCGAGUCCAGCCGGACGGCGGCCAACGCCCACAGAAAGACCGACUCGUCCUCCAGCGCACACCCCAACAAGCGCCAGCGUGCCAGCUCAGACCAGCUCCCCCCCAGCUCGACGGCCGCCAGUGCGAUAGGCCACCACACCCAAGCUCGCGACCCGGGCGAGCCGAGCGAUACCACCGAGGCCAGCGUCGAUAUCGCGGAGCGCGUGACGCGCAAGGGGAGCCGGAAGUUGACGUCGAGCAAGGGCGGCGAUGCCAGUGCCAAUGGGAGCAGCAUGACCAGCAGCAAGACCACCGCGGCGAUGGCGCCGCCUCCGAUCGGCAAGCUUACUCACCCGGGUGGGAUACACGACAAACCCGCCUCCCGAGGGCCCGGCCCAAUCGUCCGCGACUACGAAAAGUACAUCGCGCGCCAGCUCAAGCGCGGCACCUCGCGGCAGGAGCUCAACAUCAGCUGGCUCAAGAAGAACGAGCUCGAGCUCAAACGCCACGUCCAGGACCUGCGCGACAACAUCCGCACCAACUGGACCACCACCGGUCAGGAGCUCAGCCGCGAGCUCCGCCAGUACUGGCCCACCUCGCGCCCGCAGAGCCCCAGCCCGGCCCGCUUCGCCAGCGGUAACGGUAAUGGCAGUGGCAGCGCCAGCAUCAAUGGCGGCGAUCUACCGCCGAGUAGCCCGCUGGGGCCCGCCGGCGGUGCCGCGGGCGGCAGCGCGUUUCCGUUCCCCAGGAGCCCGCCGACGGGCGUGGCGACUGCGGGCGAGCGUGCUACGAGUACCUCGAAUGAUUUUGUCACGGGGUACACCCUGGGGUUGAUUGGUGGGGUGCGCUCAUGGAUGACCAAGAGCCGCAGGGGCGAGAGGGAAGGGGAGAGCCGGCCCGUUAGCGACGACGAUUCGGAGGAGAGCGAGGACAAGCAUGGGAGCGACGGCCGUCGGUCUAUGCAGCUGCCUGCGACGAGCCAACGCGGCUAG